AUGGUAUUUUAUGGCCGGCGAGACCGAAGUCAGAUCCUUCACUGCUUCCUGAUGCACAACCUUGUCGAAAAUGGAGGCUGGCUCGACGAAGUCCACUGGAUCCGAAACACCGAUAACGAGCAUGACUUGCACUAUUUGGACGAGAUUCUCACCCAAAGCGACCGAUACAAACAAGUUUUCCAGGAAAAGACAAAGGACCAGGGAUACAGCGACGCGUGGUCGAAACUCGAGCCCGGCCACAUCUAUGUCAAGAUUGACGACGACUUGAUCUGGAUGGCCGACGACGCGAUCCCAAGGAUUGUCAUCACCAAAAUCGAGCAUCCCGAAUACCUCGUUGUCUCAGCUAACAUGAUCAAUUCGCCGUUGCUAGGCUGGCUACACUAUCGCAUGGGCGCCGUGCAUCCCUAUUUACCUGAGAUCUCCCCCGAAGACGACUCAGCAGCAACUGUUGACCAGACUCCGCCAGACAUUAGGGCCGUCGAACGGGUGUCUUGGAAACACGCCGAUCACCCCAUCUGGCAAGGACCAGAGGGCUACACCUUCCGACAUGACGAAAAGCCACCGCGCGAAGGCCACAGAUGGCUUCGACUUCCAGAGACGCCAGAGACCAGGACGCCACAGCUCCGUCGCACGCCUAUGAUCAACACCACCUAUGAGACAUGGGGCAAUGGACUCCAGUCCUGGGCUAUCGCCGCUCAACACCACUACUCUUUCCUCGAAAACCUGCACGACGACAAUCUUCAUCUAUACAAGUUCGCCCCCAAUGCGAAACCAUGGAUAACCGACUACGACCGACUCAGCAUCAAUUUCAUCGCCAUCAACUCGACCGAGAUCUUGAGUCACCUACCUAUUCCAGAGGAUGUCGUGGACGAAGAGUGGCUUACGGUGACACUGCCUAGAUCCAUCGGGAAGAGCGUCGCUGUCGAUACUCACGCUUUAGGUGUGCACUUCAGCUUCUUCUUCCAAGGAGAGCUUACAUCAACAGAUCUGCUGGGCAGAUAUCUUGAUUACGCGGAGGACAACGUGUGUCACAAAGGGUGA
Messenger RNA from Exophiala xenobiotica, 1041 nucleotides. RefSeq lists its product as uncharacterized. The record is from RefSeq and is a predicted model, not a curated record. The transcript has a single exon. Bases 1 to 1041 code for a protein of 346 amino acids. Lineage: Eukaryota; Fungi; Ascomycota; Eurotiomycetes; Chaetothyriales; Herpotrichiellaceae.